AAACACAAGGAAGAAUGUGAUCGUGACGUCACUUCCGCAGGAGACUUUUUCUGUGUUGGUGAAGUGAUCAUCAAGCUUUGAGUUCAAAGUUUCUGAUCUUUGUUAUUAUUAUUUUUGAUGUGUUGAUGGCGUCCGGAUCACAGUGUCCGAACAGCAGGUGGGAUCAGACCAGACGAAACGAUUCCCACCCUGUGACGACAGAGGCCAGCAGCUCCGGCUCUUCGCCCACCUGGCCGCCCGCCGUCGGACCGGACCCGCCGCAGGCUGGUGUGGAGAUGGCUGCGGCGAUGGCGGCUAAAAUAAAUGCCGUGCUGAUGGCCAAAGGCAAACUGAAACCACUGCAGCCGCUGCCCAGUAAAGUGCCACUCACUGUUCCCUUUCCUUUCUGCGCCGUUGACGUCGUCGUGGCUGAAGUUGAUAUUAAUGACGUGCCAAUAAACUGCAGGAAUCUUUUGACUACAGGCAAAACUCAGGAAGAGAUUCGUCAGUUCAGUGGUGCAUUUGUUACAACCAAAGACCUUCACGUGGGUGAAGCUGAGAAAUGUGGCGCCACAAACCCAGCGAGGCGUCUGUAUCUCCAUGUGCAGGGACGCAGUCAGACUGACGUCAACAAUGCUGUUGCAAGAAUAAAGGAAAUCAUCUCGGAGGAGGUUUUGCGGUCAUCAAAUGGGCUACAACCUCCUGUGAUGCCCACCGUCCCGGUGUACCGGCAACCUCUUGCAGCGGCCGCCAUACGACCCCCAAACAUUCCCACGAUUCCUGGACACAAGCCGCCCCCUCCUCACUCAGGGAGUUUUGUGCACACUAAGAUAUUUGUAGGCCUGGACCGAUCGCAACCGUCGUUUAACGUGAACGAGCACGUAGAGGGGCGGUCCGGCUCAUACCUACAGCACAUUCAGUCUGAGACGGGCGCUCGUGUUUUCCUCAGAGGUAAAGGUUCUGGACACAUCGAGCAGGCGUCUCGCCGCGAGUCUUUCGAACCGCUGCAUCUGUACGUCAGCCACCCGAAUGCAGCAGGACUGGAGGCGGCAAAGAAACUGUGUGAGAAUCUCCUGGAGACGGUGCGGGCUGAACACACUCGCGUCACGUCCACGUAUGCGCCGUCUGCUUCUACAGUUUAUUCCACCAAUAACAGCUACAGCAGCCAAUCCUGGUACAGCUACCCAGCGUAUCCCGUGUCCGCUGGCUUCUGGAAUAACUCUGGCCAAUCCCAGCUGAGAAACAGUCCGGUGCAGUAUCCCGUGUGGUCGCGUGAACAAACGCCUCUCACGCAGCAGAUGGUCAAAAGUCAAAAGAUUUUAUUUCAACAAUACAGCUGAGAGGAAUUUGUCUUGGUAUGCUCACAUAUACAGAUAAUUAACAACAAUACACUGACAGAUUUAUUUCACAAUAUGGGGGCUUUGACCGGAAGUAGGGAAUACUUGUUGCACCACUACGAACGCCACUUAUUUUAUCCUCCUAAGACCUGAAUGUCCACAUAUGUGGACAUGAAUUUUUAUUUAUGUUUGCACCAUAAUACUUAAUUCUGUGUAACUGGAACAUGUUGUACACAAACAUGGACAAAUACUCUGCUUCAUGUUCUUAGAAAACAAUUUGGUUAUUAUAUUUAUUCCUAACCCCAAAAUAGCUGGUAGAAAUCUGAAAAAAAGACAAACCAAAACCUGGGUCUUAGAAGGAUAAUAAAGGAUUGACAGCUGCUUGUUUUAUUCUAAACAUGAAUUUACAUGUAUAAAAAAAUAAAAAAAGCAGAUAUUGUCGGUUUAUGUGUUACUUGGAAAGGAUGAAAUGUUAGAAAUUAUUUUAUUUUGCAUUUUUUAACAUCAAGAUAUAUGUUAGACAGCUGGACAUACCUAUUAAUUUGCGUCUGCUCCUGUUUAUUGUGACAGGGGUCUUAGUACAAAGUGUGCACAUUUGGACAUUUACAUUUAGGCAUGUAAAAGACACUUUUGUCCAAAGUAAGGCAAUGCAUGAAAGCAAUAAACAAAGCCACACACCGUGUUAAGAUUGUCAGAUACUUUGGAAUUGGAAAUUAAAUAAUUAGUCAGUCUAAACUUUAAAGAAAUAAGUAGUAAAAUGUGUAAAUAUUUCUCCACACCCCUGUCAUUACAAGAAACAGGAGCAGACACGAAUUAAUAGGUAUAUCUCGUUAUUUUAUUUGAAAUGUCCAGCUGUCUAACAUAUAUCUGUAUAAUAAGAAAAGCUAAAAAAAGUCCUAAACGGACAAUAUCUGCUAUUAUUUUUAACAAGCUGUUAAAUGAGAGAGAGAGAGAGAGAGAGAGAGAUUCACUUUAAGUCAAAUGAUGUAUUGUGUAUUUUUAUUCAGGAUGAGUCGUCUGCAGGUGAUUUGGUGAAGGUCGUGACAGACAGAAGCUCUGAGAGGUUGAAUGUCUGAUUUAUUCUGCAUGUUUCAGUGAUUUUGUGUUUUUACAAUUCAAGUUUCUUUUUUACAGUGCCUAUGAUCGACUACACGUGUACCUUAUACUUGUGAACUGGUCUGCAACACUUUAGCUUUAGACUGUAAAUACAGAGCAUUAUAAUCUGUUUAUUGUGUGAAUGAUCUGAGAUCAGUCUUAUUUUCAGGUUAUUGAUGCC
This is a messenger RNA of Paramisgurnus dabryanus, 2592 nucleotides long. The record is from RefSeq and is a predicted model, not a curated record. NCBI's taxonomy places the organism in Eukaryota, Metazoa, Chordata, Actinopteri, Cypriniformes, Cobitidae.